This is a messenger RNA of Musa acuminata subsp. malaccensis (wild Malaysian banana), 531 nucleotides long. NCBI's taxonomy places the organism in Eukaryota, Viridiplantae, Streptophyta, Magnoliopsida, Zingiberales, Musaceae. The record is from RefSeq and is a predicted model, not a curated record.
CCAAAGUCACAAUCUUCAAGCUGAAGAAACAAGAAUUAUGCCUCAAAAUAGUGGCCUGCCUUCGACCCACCGAGAGACGGAGAGAGAGAAUGGGGUUGCAGUGGGUGAUUUUGGCGGGGGUGGUGGCAAUGGAGGCCGCGGUCGCGGUGCUGCUGACUCUCCCCGCCCCGCGUCUCGUCAAGUCGCGGAUCGUUGCCUUGGCGUCGCUCCUCCUUCAGCCCGGAGCCAGUAUCCUCCCUUUCGCGGCCUUCCAGUUCUUAGAUUUGCGUUGGAAGAACGAGCAUCGGCUGAUGUGUACCUUCGAGGUCUGUACCACCGAAGAGAGGACUCGAUACGAGAAAUCCAUAUUUAAAGCACAGAGAAAUGUCAUUCUAUGUGUCUCAGCAUGUCUCCUUUAUUGGUGUAUCUUUCGUAUUUGCAAAUACCACAAAGAGAUUAGGGAAUUGGAAGAAGUUGAGAAGCAUCUGAAAGAUCAGUAGCCAUACCAUGUCUGAUGAUUAAAUUACACGAAGGUGAUUGGUUAAUUUUUGG